AUGAGUUCAACAGCAACCAAGAGUGGAUUAGUCAUCAUCUUUCUCUCCAUGACAGGUAAUAAUCUUUCUGUUCUUCAAAUCCAGAGAGAAAGCGAGAUGGAGAGAAAAAAGAAUUACCAAAUAAAACAUAUUUACAGCUUUAAUUCCAGUAAUGUUAGUAAUGUUUGUGGGGCAGCAGGAAAAGCAGGGUUUGACAAAAAUAACUACUUGUUAAGAGGAUGAAUGGGGAACAGCGAUAAUGUUAAGGAAAGCAUCACAAGCAAUGAUUAAGAGGAAGUAAAGAAGCUCAGGACCCCUCUAGGUAGAUGUAGUGUUGGUAUCUUUGAAGUAAAGUAAAAUUUUAUUCAGUAGAAAGACUGUACUGGUCAAAGCCUAUGGUGGCAUAACUGAGAGCAGGUCAAUUCAUCAAAAAUGAAAGUUUUAAACCUGCUUUUCAAAGUACAGGGAUAUCCUCUAAUCUGGACUUGAGUCCACAAUCUCCACCAUCCAUAGACUUUAAGGUAAUACACACAGACACUCUGUAAAUGCAAUGUUCUAGUGUGGUUGGAGGAAACUACAAUAAGGAGUGGAGUUUUAAAUAGUAUUCUUCAUUUUAUGGAAAGCACAGAGAAUGAACUGAAAGGGAGCACAGUAAAUAUAUAGCCUUUUUUUCCUUUUGGAGAAAAAAGGCAGAAAACUUCUGGAGAACCAGGAGAAUCUUAAGAGACAGGUAAGGACAAGGGGAUAGUGACGGGCGACAACAAUGGAUAGCACAUAAAUGACUCAUCCUUAUUAACAGAUCCAGCAGAAAAAAUGCAUAAUCUGGAUUGCACAAUCCUCCCACAGAACUGGAUUUUAGUAUCAAAGGGUUCUGUCAGAUCUGCAGUGAUGCAUACCACAUAACCCCAGUUUGGUUCUAACAACAGUCUAUUAAAGGAUAUCUGGUAGUUGCUCUAAGAAGCUACAUCAAAGUCACAUGAUAUCUAGCAGGUUGAGUGAGAAUGCAUGGACUCUACAGUAUGAUCUCCAGACAGGAUGGGCUUGUCUGAGUUCUUUUCUCUGAUACCAUUUUCAGAAAAAGUCAUGGUUGUGAUUCUAGUUUUCUAAUGUGCUUUGUGUUGCAGUGGUACAAGGUCAGCAGGACUGGGGAGUGACUUACUCCUCUACUCAGAUCUGUGCCUUGAAAGGAAUGACUGUGGAUAUACCCUGCACUUACAUACAUCCACCCAACUGGGGUGAGCAUCAUGCUGUGCCUGUGGGCAUUCUUUGGUUUACACGAAUGAAUGGAAGUAACCCAGUGGAUCUGAGAUCAGAACCAGACUACACUGGUCGUGUUGAGUAUCAUUUUCAUGAGAACGGCUGCACUUUGAGGAUCACAGACCUGACAGAGAGCGACGCAGCUGAGUACAAGAUCAGGCUGAUUAUGAACCACCAAGAUGAUAGUGUAACUGAGUCACCAGGAGUCACUUUGUCUGUCACAGGUAAUUGACUCUUUCUUUGGAUCUGGAUCCAAGAGGUAUACUUGCUCACUUUAAGUGUGAACUUGCUGGUUUAGAAACUUGAUUGAGAUGCUGUAGUCAAACAAACAUGAUUACGAAUUGGAGCUGUCUUCUCUCAGCUUAUUGACCACUUUUUAUUACAUCACCAAAACUUCCUUUUUGCAAUAAAACCAGCUCUGUUUAUUGAAUUAUGCUGUCACCUGAUUGGAGGUUGUAUUUCUGCUCAUUCUUGACUGAUUCAGAUCUACACGUGACAGUGAUUAACUCAACAGAAGACCGAGCAGAGCUCAAGUGUCACAGCAGUUGUCACCCCGGCUCUGAUCAGCUUUCCUACAUCUGGUACAGGAAUGGACGCAUGAUUUCAAAAGAAACCGCAUCAGUUUCAGUGGACAUUUAUCCUGCAGAUAGUUUUGCCUGUGCUUUAAAAGGACAUGAAGAUUUCCAUUCUCCUGCUGUGUGUGAGUAUACACAACAGUCUACCACAAACAGAGUACCAGUGCGGUUAAUUGUAAGACUGGAUUUUCUAUCUUUUCUAAUGGAUUGUUGUUCCAGUUAUUUUUUUUCCAAAACGCCAUCUGAAGUCACUCCAACAACCUGUCAUGCAUUUCAUCUGUAAAAGUGUUGUUUCCACAGUUUUGUUCACUGAACUUUUUUCUUCCAGGUGUCAAAGGAGAAAACUGCAACAGAGUGACGUACACUGAUCGAAAAAUCUGUACAUUAGAAGGCUCCUCGGUUGACAUUUCUUGUACUUAUAACAGUUAUAGCGCAACUACAUCAAACUUCUGGUUUAGUCCAGAGCGCAGUAGCCACUGGAGGUUUCCUUCAAAUCCUGAGGACCUAAGAGAAGACUCUGAGUUUUCGGGUCGUGUUCAGGUUGUUGAAUCUGAGAGUGGACAUUCGACCCUGAGAAUCACUGACCUGAGGCUGACUGAUUCAGCUCAGUAUCACUUCAAAUUUAAAACAAACGGUCUUGAAUGGCACAGUGUUUUACCUGCUACAACUCUGACUGUCACAGGUACUAAAGGUUGUUUCUCUAACAAUACUGUAAACUUAUUUGCUCAUGACUUCAUGAUUUACACUUUUUAUGCUAUAUUUAUAUUUUACUCACUGAUUAAAAGACCCUUCAUCAAAAUCAUGUUUGGUUCUGACCCAAAUAUUCAGCUCUGCAGGUUCAGGUGAACACAGAGUCAGUCCACAGGACUUCAGACCACGCAGAGCUGAAGUGUCACAGCAGCUGCAGUCCAGCUGGUCACCAGUCUUACAUCUGGUUCAAGAAUGGAGAGAAAAUUCAGACAGAAACAGCUACUUUUUUGGUCCGCUUGGAUUCUGUGGACAGCUACGCCUGUGCUCUGAGAGGAUAUGAGGAUUUUCCCUCUCCUCCAGUCUGUAAGUUCAACGUACGCCCAGCUGCUGUUUUGUACAACAUUUUUUUUUUUUUACAGGUCUCCAUGUGAAAAAUGUAUUUUACUGAUAUAAAAUAUCUGUUUUUUUUUUUUAAUUGUAGGUAUUUAUGGUCAAUACUGCAACAAUGUGAUUUACAUGAUGAGAAGGAUCUGUGCCCCUGAAGGUUCAUCAGUGGACAUUUCAUGCUCAUACAACAGUUACUGGGGUCGUGCAUCAAAAUUCUGGUUUAGUCCUGAACGCAGUCACCAGUGGAAGACUGAAACGCAGCCUGAAGACUUAAGGAAGGACUCCAAGUAUGAAGGUCGUAUUGGGGUCUUAGAAGCUUGGGGAGGACAGUCCAUUCUGAGAAUCUCUGAACUGAGAGAGAGUGACUCGGCCGAGUAUCGCUUCAAGUUUAAAUCAAUGAGCUUUGAAUGGGGGAGCAGUUUACCUGGUACAAAUCUGACCGUCACAGGUACUGAAGAACACACCAAAUACAGCAGUACAUUUAGCCAACUUUUACCUCCUCUUAGUAAGAUUCCUUUCCCCGAGUGUUUUUUUGUGAUUAUUCAAAGUGUUUGCAUGAAAGUGUUUUCGGGUAAACACAAAUAAAAGUGCUUAUAACUCCAUUUGAAGCACUCUCACAGUUAUCCUUCUAUAUUCUGGAUGUCCAGCUCCGCAGGUGCAGGUAACUUCUGUAACAGUCAAAGAGGAUUAUACUGAAGCAACACUGAAGUGUCACAACAGCUGCACUAUAUCUGGUGGCAUUUCAUAUGUCUGGUUCAAGAAUGGAGAAAAAAUCCCAAAUGAGGAGAACUCCUCUCAUGCUGACUGGUUUUUGCCAGGACACUCCAUCUCCUGUGCUCUGAAAGGGCUUGAAGAGUAUGGCUACUCCACACUGUGUGAGUUUGCUCCGCUAUGGCCGCCUUCAGAGGGGUCAACCACAUUUAAUGGCUUGUCACAUUAGCUACUUAUUUUAUUAGUCAGUGAUUUUUUUCUCUACAGAUGCUCUGAAUGCUCCCUCAGUGUCAGCAAGUCCUCCUGGUGAAAUAACAGAGGGCAGCUCAGUCACUUUGAACUGUAGCAGUGAUGCUAACAUUAAAGCUACAUACACCUGGUACAAGAGGAACCAAGCACUGUCCUGUGAAAAACCACAGCUUAUUUUCACUUCCAUCCAGUCCUCUGACUCUGGAGAGUACCACUGUGCAGCUGAGAACGAGCUGGGGAGGAGAGCGUCCAAACCCAUCUCUGUUGAUGUCAAUUGUGAGUGAAAGACACUUAAAUGACUGAAAAUAUGUAUCUAUGAUUUGGGAAAACUGUCUUGUGGUCUGACAAAUCAGAAUUUGGCUUUCUCUUUGGAAAUCAUGGAUGCACCCCCAGUGGCAUGGGUAUACAUAAGAAAUGAGAGCAUGAGUAGCUUACCCAUCAGGGGAAGCAUCAUUGAUGGUAAAAAUCAGAAGAAGGUUUUGGAGGAACGUAGUACCACCCACCAUCUCGUAAAUUUCAGCAAGACAAUGCCAAAGCUCCUUAUACACAUAUAGAACAACAUGGCUCUGUGGUAGAAGAGUCCUGGUGUUAAACUAGUCCUAAACUGAUCUGCCUAGAUGUUAAAUCUGUUGAUUUCCUCCUCCAGAUCCUCCAAAGCUUCCCUCUGUGUCGGUGAGUCCCUCUGCUGAGAUAGAUGAGGGCAGUUCAGUGACUCUCACCUGCAGCAGCGAUGCUAACCCUGCAGCUAACUAUACCUGGUACAAGGAGAAUGAAAUCUUUCCACAAGCUUUAGGACAGACCUUCACCAUCACUGACUUUAGUGCCAGCAACAGUGGGAAUUAUUACUGUGAAGCUCAUAAUGGAAUAGGAUUUCACAACUCCACCUCAAUUCUGAUUGUUGUAUCAGGUAAGUUUCCAUGUCCUCUGAAUAUCAUCCAACAGGGAUGCAGAUUGAGGGAGAAUCUAUGAGCUGACAUUCCCAUCCCAUCAUUAGCAUUGAUUAUGUUUCAAUCCUCAGUAAGAAUAUUGAAGGAAAACCUCAUUUUCCAAGCUGGACAAACAUGUUUUCUCUGCAAAGAAAUAUCAUUUUAGGUGUGUCAAAUGUCCAUCUUUAAUUCUAGGGGACUCAAUAUUAAGAAUAAAUGUCAUCAGGUUGACUCUGUUGCCCUUGGUGCUGAUCCCUCUGCUCCUCCUGAUUCUGUGGUCCAGGUAAAACCAUGAAAAAUCAUCUGUCACCUUUCCUUUAUCUUCUUCACCACAUGCCUGAGUUUCAAUUUUUGACUUUUUCAAUGUUUAAAGUUAUUUGUUGUUUUUUUUUUAGGAAGAAAAAGACUCUGAGCUCCACUAGUGAGCCCGUUAAACCUGCAGAGAUGAUAGAGGUGAGACUUAAGGAGACGGCUGAUGAAGUACUCUGGAAGUGGUUAAGAAAUGGAGGGAGUUUAAGAUUGAAAUAAACCUUUGGGGGAAUUUUUAAGUAAAUCUAAAACAAGAUAAAACUAAUUACUAAACAAAAAUCUCAUCACUUGUCAUCAGUUAAACCCCAGUCCUAAGAGUGAGGACAUCUCAGCUGUCCCUUCAGCACAGGCAGAGGACACAGAGGAGCAGGAAGACAUUGUGUGA
Xyrichtys novacula (pearly razorfish) is the source of this 5468-nucleotide messenger RNA. The record is from the annotation of a GenBank genome assembly. Lineage: Eukaryota; Metazoa; Chordata; Actinopteri; Labriformes; Labridae.